GGGCGGAGAAAGUAAGAGUGGAAAAAAGGAGCCAAGACACCUUUCUUUCGGGAACUGGGCUCAGCUCCCGCGCUGCGCCGCGGUGACGUCAUCCGUCCGCGCCCGCAGCCGGGCGUUGUCAGCGCCCGGUGGCGGCGCCUGCGCAGUGGCUCCGAGCGGGCGGUUGCUUGUUGGUUGUUGUAGUAACGGGGGAAGCAGCCGUCGGCGACUGCCGUGAACCUGGCUGGGGAAGGAGGAGGAAGGUAGGCGCAGAGCGCGGUCCCCGCCUGCCUGCUCCGAGCCAUGGGAAGAUGAGACAGGAAUCUGUGCCACCCAAAUUGUCUGAUCCGGUGAAUCUGCAAGGAAAGGUCUCUGAGGCCCCUGUCUGCUGACUGCAUGACAAACUCUAAAGGAAAUGCCAGUCGUGAUGGCCCGGGACCUGGAGGAAACAGCAUCUUCCUCAGAGGAUGAGGAGGUGGUAAGCCAAGAGGAUCAUCCAUGUAUCAUGUGGACUGGAGGCUGCAGGAGAAUUCCAGUUUUGGUAUUCCAUGCUGAGGCUAUUCUGACAAAGGACAACAAUAUUCGAGUAAUUGGAGAACGUUAUCAUUUGUCUUAUAAGAUUGUGCGAACGGACAGUCGCCUGGUACGCAGCAUUCUGACAGCCCAUGGAUUUCAUGAAGUUCACCCAAGCAGCACUGACUAUAACUUGAUGUGGACAGGAUCCCACCUGAAGCCCUUCUUACUUCGCACCCUCUCUGAAGCACAAAAGGUUAAUCACUUUCCCAGGUCUUAUGAACUAACACGGAAGGACCGACUGUACAAAAACAUCAUUCGAAUGCAGCAUACGCAUGGAUUCAAGGCUUUCCACAUCCUCCCUCAGACCUUCCUCCUGCCAGCUGAGUAUGCGGAAUUCUGUAAUUCAUAUUCAAAGGACCGGGGACCUUGGAUAGUAAAACCAGUGGCCUCUUCUAGGGGGCGGGGCGUCUACCUGAUCAACAAUCCAAACCAGAUUUCCCUGGAAGAGAACAUCCUGGUCUCCCGUUACAUUAACAACCCCCUGCUCAUAGAUGAUUUCAAGUUCGACGUGCGCCUCUAUGUGCUCGUGACUUCCUAUGAUCCUCUGGUCAUCUAUCUCUAUGAAGAAGGGCUGGCCAGGUUUGCCACUGUGCGAUACGACCAAGGAGCCAAGAACAUUCGGAACCAGUUCAUGCACCUGACAAACUACAGCGUGAACAAGAAGAGUGGAGACUAUGUGAGUUGUGAUGAUCCAGAAGUGGAGGAUUAUGGGAACAAAUGGAGCAUGAGUGCUAUGCUUAGGUACCUGAAACAGGAAGGCAGAGACACAACUGCAUUGAUGGCCCACGUGGAAGACCUGAUCAUCAAGACUAUCAUCUCUGCUGAGCUAGCUAUUGCUACAGCUUGUAAAACCUUUGUCCCUCAUCGCAGCAGCUGUUUUGAACUAUAUGGCUUUGAUGUGCUCAUAGAUUCUACUCUGAAGCCAUGGUUGUUGGAAGUGAAUCUCUCUCCUUCUUUGGCCUGUGAUGCACCUCUGGACCUAAAAAUUAAAGCCAGUAUGAUUUCAGAUAUGUUCACUGUUGUAGGAUUUGUGUGCCAAGAUCCUGCCCAGCGGGCAUCUACUCGGCCAAUUUAUCCCACCUUCGAGUCUUCCAGGCGAAACCCUUUCCAGAAAUCUCAGCGCCCAGUAUCUGCACAGUUUCAGUCAUCAUAUACCAAGCAGCGUUCCCGUCCACUCUCUGCCAGUGAUGCGGAAAUGAAAAACCUUGUGGGCUCAGCCCGGGAGAAGCUGCCAGGGAAGCUGUGUGGUUCUGUGCUUGGCUUAUCAAUGGAGGAGAUCAAAGUUUUACGGAGGGUAAAGGAAGAAAAUGAUCGGAGAGGUGGAUUUAUUCGCAUAUUUCCUACAUCCGAGACAUGGGAAAUAUAUGGGUCCUACCUUGAGCACAAAACCUCCAUGAACUACAUGCUGGCAACACGUCUCUUCCAGGACAGGGGAAACCCAAGAAGAAGCUUAUUGACAGGAAGAACACGGAUGACUGUGGAUGGGGCACCAGAACUGAAGGUAGAGAGUGUGAAUUCAAAGGCCAAGCUGCAUGCUGCUCUUUACGAGAGAAAGCUCCUGUCUCUGGAGGUGCGAAAACGUAGAAGACGGAGUGGCAGAUUGAGGGCAGUGAGGCCAAAAUACCCAGUGAUUACCCAACCAGCUGAAAUGAAUGUUAAAACUGAGACAGAGAGUGAAGAGGAGGAAGAAGUUGCAUUAGACAAUGAAGAUGAAGAGCAGGAAGCUUCCCAGGAGGAGUCUGCAGGGUCUCUUGGAGAAAAUCAAACCAAAUAUUCACCCUCAUUAACUGUGAUGGUAGAAAAUUCAUCCAAAGACAAUUCCAUGAAGGUUUCCGAAUGGAAUAAUAAAGGUGAACAGUGCUGCAAAAUCGAUACUCAGGAACCAGAGCCUAAGUUCAACCUGAUGCAGAUUCUGCAAGAUAAUGGAAAUCUAAGCAAAGUGCAGGCCCGAAUAGCAUUCUCUGCCUAUCUCCAGCAUGUUCAAGUUCGCCUGACGAAGGACAGUGGAAGUCAGACCCUCAGUGCCAGUUGGGCUGCCAAAGAGGAUGAACAGAUGGAGCUGGUUGUUCGUUUUCUUAAACGAGCAUCAAGUAACCUCCAGCAUUCACUGAGGAUGGUAUUACCUAGUCGACGAUUGGCACUUCUAGAACGCAGAAGAAUCCUCGCCCACCAACUAGGUGACUUUAUCAUUGUGUACAACAAGGAAACAGAACAAAUGGCUGAAAAGAAAUCAAAGAAGAAACUUGAAGAAGAGGAGGAAGAUGGGGUGAAUACAGAAAACUUUCAGGAUUUCAUCAGACGAGCAAGUGAGGCUGAGUUGGAGGAGGUAUUGACUUUUUAUACUCAAAAAAACAAGUCUGCAAGUGUCUUCCUGGGGACCCACUCUAAAAGUUCUAAGAACAGCAGCAGUUAUUCAGAUAGUGGGGCAAAAGGUGAUCACCCUGAGACAAUACAAGAAGUGAAAAUAAAGCAACCCAAACAGCAACAGGCAACAGAAAUUCACUCUGAUAAAUUAUCUCGAUUUACCACUUCAGCAGAAAAAGAGGCUAAAUUAGUCUAUACCAAUUGUACCUCUGCUUCUUUCUCUGGCCCUGCUGCUACUCUUCUGCAGAAAAUUCCCAACACCCAUCUGUCAUCUAUUAUGACAACCUCUGCCCUCUCGCCAGGGCCUGGCCACCAUUCUACUUUAUCUCACAUUCCUCAAGCCAUCCCCACCAUGCCUCAUCAGCCAGCAGUUUUACUGAACCCAGUCCCUGACAAUGCUUCUUCCUCCAUACAUCCUGGGACACAGAACAUACCAAGCCCCGCUGGCCUGCCGCGCUGUCGAUCAGGCAGUUACACCAUUGGCCCCUUUUCCUCUUUCCAAAGCGCUGCACACAUCUAUAGCCAGAAACUGUCUCGUCCCUCUUCAGCCAAGGCAGCAGGUUCAUGCCAUCCAAACAAGCAUCAUUCAGGAGUAGCCAAAAUGCAGAAAGAGGGAGAAGAUGGUUCUUCAUACGGCAAACGGUACAGCCAAAGUAUGGUGACGGCUGAACUUCAACGACUUGCCGAGAAGCAGGCAGCAAGGCAGUAUUCUCCAGCCAGCCACAUCAGUCUCCUCACCCAGCAGGUAACAAACCUGAAUUUGGCAAGUGGCGUCCUAAACAGAAGCAGUGCUUCAACGCCCCCCAGCCUCCGACCUGCCAUCAGUCCUAGUGGUCCGACAUGGUCCAUGCAGUCAGACCCCCACGCGCCAGAGAACCGCUCCAGCCCCCCUGGAAGCAGGUCACCUCCUUACUCUGCCAACAGCAUGACCUUUGAUACACAAAGAUUUUAAUUUUGAUGAGUACACGUCUAUUGUUUUCUCUUGUUGCCUUGUCUUUGGUGUUGUGGCCAAGAAGUUACCGCCAGCCCCCACGUCAUGACGAUUUUGCCCUGUGUGUUCUUCUAAUAGCUUUUGCUCUUCAGUUUGGGUCUCAGAUGUGGCCCUUGUGUAGCAUCCUACUGUUAACCUAGGCCAGCUCCAUUCAGCAUGGAAGAGGAGGCAAGGGAUGUGACACCAGGAGGUGGGGAUCUUCGGGAGCCAUCAUGAAGGCUGGCUCCCACAAUAAUUCAGGUGCACAGUUUUAAAAGUGAAGUAAUUCUAGAAUGUUUACAGUGAAAAUGGGAAUCCCUUGUCCCUUCUUUCCUCAAUGCCACCCAACCUUAAUUUCCACGCUCCAGGUAAAACUACUCUCAACUUUCUUUUACCUGUUUCUUGGUAAAACCUUACAUUUUUUAAAAAUCUUGCUGGUUCUGCCAUUUUUUGAUUUUUUAUUUUCUUUCCUAUCAGAAAAUUUAUUGAUCUACCCCCUCCCUCAAUACCAUGCCCUUCCUCCUAAGAUGGCAGUAGAAUGUUCUGGUAGAUCAGUGCUCACUGUUGUUUUUUUGGAGGGGGACAUUACUAGGGAUUGAAAUCAGGGGCACUCGGCCACUGAGGCACAUCCCCAGCCCAAUUUUGUAUUUUAUUUAGAGACAAGGUCCCACUGAGUUGCUUAGCCCCUCGCUUUUGCUGAGGCUGGCUUUGAACUCCCGAUCCUCCUGCCUCAGCCUCCCAAGCUAUUGGGAUUACAGGUAUGUGCCACCACUGUUAUCAUUAUCAUGGCUGUGUCCUCAGGAACUUUGGGGCUUCUUAGGUCAUCAUCUCUUCUCUCUGUAUAUCCACUUCACUGUCACGCUGUCUUACUCUCUGGGGAUUCCCCCAGUCAUCGUCUGUAUCUUCUACUUCCCUGAGUCAGACUUGGUAUAUGUUGUGAAAUUAAGAAAUCUCCCAACUUUCAGAUUUCUUCUGGUUCAGGACAUUUUUUACAGGCUAAAGACUAGAAGGACAAGUGGGGUUAUAUAGGUUUAUUUUAUCUUAUGUUCUAUAGACUGAAAUAUUUACAUCCAUGCCUUUAAAAAAUCAGUUGCAUAAAUAACACAUUCACAUCAUAUGGUAGUCUAACAAACCUAUACUGAAUGUAAGAGGUUUGAAUGUUUUUUGCAUAGCCACAUUAAAAGGUUGACUUGUAUAUU
Messenger RNA from Sciurus carolinensis (gray squirrel), 5088 nucleotides. RefSeq names its product tubulin tyrosine ligase like 5 (gene Ttll5). Gene Ontology annotation, biological process: microtubule cytoskeleton organization; protein polyglutamylation. The transcript has 31 exons. Gene Ontology annotation, molecular function: tubulin binding; tubulin-glutamic acid ligase activity. Gene Ontology annotation, cellular component: cilium. The record is from RefSeq and is a predicted model, not a curated record. The coding region runs from base 395 to 3871 and encodes 1158 amino acids. NCBI's taxonomy places the organism in Eukaryota, Metazoa, Chordata, Mammalia, Rodentia, Sciuridae.